UGUUAAACAAAUGGAGCUGUUCCAACAUCUAACAGCCUUUCCCCUCUGCUGUGGAUCGUGCACUCAGUCGAUAUACCUGUUAAAGAUGGCCAAAGUAAGGUGUUUAAAAAAGACCUUUCAGGAAAGCCUGGAGGACAUAAAGGAGCGUAUGAAGGAGAAAAGAGUGAAAAGGCUGGCAAAGGUGGUUACGGUCAAGGCCUAUUCUGCAAAAGCCACGAAGAUCAACAACAGCUCUGUGUCCGUGAAAAGUGUUCAAGAGAACAACAAAGCGCUUGCUUUGGCCCUGGAAGAAGAGAAGGUCACAUCAAGGCAAGCUCAAGAUCUUAUCUUACAUUUAAAAAGAGAACACCAGAGUUUGAUGUUUGAAAUUUUCAUGUUACGAAGGAAGCUCAGCUUGCACAAUGGAAGGGAGUCUACAAACGAUAAACUGUCAUCUUUGAAAGACAUAAUUGCCAAAGUCACUUCCAAUUUAUUGGAGACCGCAAAACUCCUGGGACCAGCUCAAGUUCUAUGCACUAGUAAUAACAUUGAUAAUACCCCUUCUGUUAGUGAAAAACCUUUGGAGAAGUAUGAAACCAUCAGACCCUUAUGUAGGGGACUUCCACAACAUGCUCCUGCUUCAAAUCCAAGUGAACCUUCUAUGUACCCAAAGGAAAGUGGCCGAAAUGACGAGAACCUUAAUUGCGAAGAUGAUGUUUUUGAAAGUUCUGAAAAGAUAACUUCCGCAAACAAAGAAGAAGUGCAUUUGGUUCCUAAUGAGAAGCCUGAAAGAAUAGCUCACUUGCAUAGAAAUGUGUCUACCAGACGUCCCCGUUCUAACUUGAACUCCUGCAGAGAGGAACCUGUGUUUCAAGACCGGUCAGAAGAUGACUUUUUAAAUGCAGAUUAUGUUCAUUCUGGAACAGAAAACAUUGCUCCUGUAGAGGAUUGUAAUUUUAGAAAUAAUGGAGGAAUGGAGAACUUGGACACAUUUCCAAGCCCAUCUAAAGAAGAGUUUCUGCCCGAUUCCGAAAUUAACAAAAUAGCAAGUUCAACCCCUGAAAUAAAAACAAAAGAUAUACCAGCCAAGAGCAAAGAAGACUCUCGGACUGGCAGCGAGAGAGUUCGAAAAGGCAAAACGGAUAAGGCAGGUAGCCUCCCUUUGAAAAAGCCAUGGGAAAAUUCCAAACCCAGAGCCAGAUCAAAAAGUAGGGAGCGGGGAACAAGCAAACACUUGGUCUCCAAUGAAAAAAUGAAUUCUUCUUUAAAUUCUGGCGAUGCUUAUGACUUUGCCUUUGAGGAAAGUGUACAUGUCACUCCUUUUCGUCAAAAUAAACCAGAGGAAGAAGACCUUAAUGAGAACAGUUCUGUUGAAAGCAAUAAUGAGGAUGACAUGGAUGACAGCUUGUAUGUACCUCACAAGGAAAACGCAAAAAACAGAAAUCGCACACAAAGCAGUAUUUCUGUUCCAUUAAGACCCAGAUCUAAACGAAGCAAAGCUAUUCAACCUCAGAAGAAAGAAAAUAAAAAAGAAGUGCAGGAAGAACAAGUGAAUGUAAAGACAAAUGGAAGAAAUGGUGUAAAGGUUAAGACUGAGCAUGCUGUGGAGACUAGCACAAAUGUGCCAACAGAAACUGUGGAAACUAGAGAAAGCUUGUUACCAACAUAUGAGGAUGCAGAGGAUUUAAUCGGCAAUCCUUUCCAGCUUAAUGUUCCCCCUGAGAAGCUUCACCUUGACACAAACACUCCUACAGAAAGAAUUCUGGGUUGCAUUGCUGCAGCGCCUCCAACCCCACGCUUCAGCCUAUCUGAUGUCACAAACUUAUCGGGAUGUUCAGAAGUUAAAAAACGCUCUUGUCCACUUUACAACAGCGAUGAAAGAAAAAAACAUGGAACUCCGAUCCGAAAACGGCGUUGUACAGUAACUGUUAAUUAUGCUGAGCCCAAGUUGAGCGCGAAACUCAGAAGAGGGGAUCCCUUCACAGACACAGAAUUUUUAAAUUCUCCCAUUUAUAAGCAGAAAGAUGCCCGGAGGUCCCUUAAAAAGAAUUCAUUAUCGAGAUACAAUGAAGCAUUUGUUGGCUGCAGUAGAUGAGACAAUGUGGCUAUAGAACUGUUGCGAGGUUUCAUUUUGUAUAUGCACAAAUUUGUGGUCUCCUGUUUUGUACCGUACGUUUGUAAGGUGUCUAUUCUUGUGAGUAGUGUACAAUUGUCUUCAUUAACGUUGGCACGGGCCUACAUUUUAAUUUGUUAUGAUCACUAGUUUUCAUGAGUAUUUUAGUUAUGGAAUCUGCCUCUCCCUGUUGUUUUCUAAUCUGUUCUGUAAAUCGGUAAUGUUUUAGCUACAGAUUUAUUUUUUUUUAUACAUAGUCCUGUACCUUGUAAAUGAAGUGUAAAUGUCUAAAAAUAAACUCUUAACUUUUUCCAUGAGAUUGGUAACAUUGGAAGUGGUGUGAA
Messenger RNA from Pelobates fuscus (common spadefoot toad), 2436 nucleotides. It is a transcript of the gene SGO1, whose product is annotated as shugoshin 1. The transcript has 10 exons. The record is from RefSeq and is a predicted model, not a curated record. Gene Ontology annotation, biological process: meiotic chromosome segregation. Gene Ontology annotation, cellular component: nucleus; chromosome, centromeric region. Lineage: Eukaryota; Metazoa; Chordata; Amphibia; Anura; Pelobatidae. The coding region runs from base 11 to 2074 and encodes 687 amino acids.